AUGACCACGUACUUCACUUUCAUCGCGGUUAUUUGCAUGGGACACCUCAGAGACUUCGUCGGAAAGGUUUUCCGGCGGUCGCGAUAUCUGGACGACUUCCAAGCGAAGGAGGGCUACGCCCCGCUCUUCAAGAGCUUCGAGAACUUCUUCACCCGCAGAUUGUACCACCGCAUCCAGCACUGCUGGAACCGACCCGUCUGCAGCUCGCCGGGCGCACACAUCGAGGUCAUCGAGCGGGAGAGCAAGGACGGGAUGAAAACCCUCCAGCGGACCGACCGUACGAAGCGAAUGCUCAACCUGGGUUCCUACAACUACCUGGGCUUCGCCGACGACUGGGGGGCAACUUGCAGGAGCGGGGUGAUGCCGGUGCUCGACACCCUGCCGGUGGCUUGCUCGAUCAACCGCAAGGAUUUCGGAACAACGUCGUCGCACGUGGAGCUGGAGCAGCUCGUGGCGAGAUUUCUUGGCAAGGAGGACUGCGUGGUGUUUAACAUGGGGUACGGGACUAACGCCACGACCAUCCCGGCCCUGUGCAGUGCUGGUACCUUGGUGGUGAGCGACUGCCUGAACCACAUGUCCAUCGUCAGCGGCUGCAGGGCCGCCGGCGCGCACAUCCGAGUGUUCAAGCACAACGACGCUGAGGACCUGGAAUCGGUGCUGCGAGAGGCGAUCGUGAUGGGCAUGCCGAGGACCCGCCGGCCGUGGAAGAAGGUUCUCGUGGUGGUAGAGGGUAUCUACAGCAUGGAGGGCGAGGUCGCUGACCUCGCGCCAAUCGUCAAGGUCGCCAAGAAGCACAAGGCGUACGUUUACCUCGACGAGGCGCACAGCAUCGGAGCCCUGGGCAAGACGGGGCGGGGAGCCUGCGAGUACUGCGGCGUGGACACGAAGGACGUGGACGUGAUGAUGGGGACGUUCACCAAGUCCUUCGGUGGCAUGGGCGGCUACAUCGCGGGAUCGAAGGAGCUGAUCAACCACCUACGGACUCGGUGUGCCGGCAUCGUGUACCACAACGCGCUGUCGCCGGUCGUGGCCGCACAGGUGGUCACCGCCCUCCGCAUCAUCAUGGGAGAGGACGGAACCGACAUCGGAGCAACCAAGCUCCGGGCUCUCCGGGAGAACAGCAACUUCGUCCGGAGGAAGCUGGAGGACAUGGGAAUGCACGUGCUGGGGGAUUACAACUCGCCGGUCAUCCCCGCUCUCAUCUAUGUGCCCGCUAAGCUGUCGGCCUUCUCCAAGGACUGCUACGACAGAGGGAUGGCGGUGGUGGUGGUCGGGUUCCCAGCGACGCCUCUCCUCGCUGGCCGCACGCGCAUCUGCAUCUCGGCUGGGCACUCCAGGGAAGACCUGGAGUACGCGGUGGAGAAACUGGACGAGGUAGCCGAGAAGUGCUUCCUCCGUUACGGCCGCAACGCCAUGGGAUCGUGA
Ectocarpus siliculosus is the source of this 1425-nucleotide messenger RNA. The record is from the annotation of a GenBank genome assembly. Lineage: Eukaryota; Phaeophyceae; Ectocarpales; Ectocarpaceae.